AUGACAUCUAUCGCCUCUCUGCUCAAUCCGGAGCCGGACUCUACCAAAAAGAACCAGAAAGUGCUAGCUCCCGGUUCUUCUGCUGGGAACGAAAGAGGGAGCCAGUCCUCUCCCCCCGCAAAGAAACAAAAGGUCUCAAAGGAUGCAGCCGUUUUUACCAGGGGGAGGGUACGGGGUCCUCUCAAGUACCCUCCUUGUGAAUGGCAGGAUGAAAAGUUGGCUGAGGCGCACAAAUUGUUUGAGAUUCAUCCAAUGGGCCAUAUCACAGAAUUCCCCAGACAUAUACCAUACAACAGUGAGAAAAAGUCAUUCCUUGAAAAAACUGGAAGGGAAAGUUUUGAAGUAUUUCAAUAUGAAUUCAAAAUUCCCGGUGAUGAUAAAGUAUACACCGUAAUGUGGGAUUACAACAUUGGUUUGGUCCGGACAACCUCCCUAUUCCGAUGCAAUAACUACUCAAAGACUGCGCCCGCAAAAAUGUUGAAUGCCAACCCCGGUCUCAGAGAAAUCUGCCACAGUAUAACUGGCGGUGCACUGGCAGCGCAAGGAUAUUGGAUGCCGUUUGAGGCUGCUAAAGCGGUGGCUGCCACGUUUUGCUGGAAGAUUAGAUAUGCCUUAACCCCUUUAUUUGGAGUCGGUUUUCUUUCAGAGUGUAUUAAGCCGACCGAUGAGAUGUUCGGACGUAUGAUCAUUGACCCUGCUAUUAUUCGAGCUGCAACCAUUACAGCACAUCAGCAGCGCAAUCUUGAGCUCCAAAAGGCAUCCUCCAAUCGUCUUCCGAGCUCUAACAUUUCCUACUUACCCCUGAAAUCUAGGGCGGAACAUGUCAGCGUCAAAAGAUUGCGAUCUAGAUCCCACGACAGUUCUCCAGACGACGAGGAUGUCAACAUUUUUGAUAACAGAGGCCAAAAUCCGCAUAGGGGCACCUCAUACUAUGACCACCAAGCAUACUCACCAUCAACCCUACUAAAUUCUGGAUGGACCCCUGCCAAUACGCCACGUACCUCCCAGCCUUUCAGACGUCUCAUGAAUAACGAAAAUGAGAACAUUCUUCCGUCUCCAAAGGACAUCAUUGAGUCCCUUUCUCGGAUGAAUAACACUAAACCGUCGACUCGCCCCCAUGGAUCAUACCUAGCCUUCAGUGAAGUUGAGAAUGCCAGUGAUGACGGCAGCGACGACGAUGAUAGCAUUACUGCAUCGACAUCUGAAGAUGAGCCUGGGAAUAAAGUGCUUACCCAAUGGUCUAAGGUGGACCGCAGCUUCGAAUCCGAGGCCGAGGGAGAAACAGACAAAGAAGAUACCACAAUGCCUGACGACAAAACAACCCUAUGUUUGCCUCUUACCCAAACACUGCGCGAGGGUACAAAUGCAAGCGUUGCUCAUACUAGACACUCAAACCCAGAGGGGUCUGUGACAGGAGGUGAUGAGCUGGAAAAGGAGAAUACUAGGGGAAAACAUGAGGCAGAAGCCGAGCCAAAGCCGGAAGGGAGACACUCACCUCUACCCUUGACAAACGACGCCAGGGCAGCGUAUAUGUUGAUGAAACUACAUAUGCAGGAGGCAGCGAGCAACAACACUGCAGCCUCAGAUGAAGAUCUGGCGAGAAAGAAGAGACGUGCAUCAGCAUAGAAAGAAUGGCAUUGAAUUUAAACACAAAUCUCGGGGUCACAAUAGGUGUUGAGAUUGUUCUGACUUGACUCGAGACUUUUCUUUCCUGAUUUCAUUUUAAUUUUUCUAUUUAUCUUCACAGGGGGCCAGUUGUCUCCUCAGAU
This is a messenger RNA of Trichophyton rubrum CBS 118892, 1769 nucleotides long. RefSeq lists its product as uncharacterized. Gene Ontology annotation, molecular function: DNA binding. NCBI's taxonomy places the organism in Eukaryota, Fungi, Ascomycota, Eurotiomycetes, Onygenales, Arthrodermataceae. The transcript has 4 exons. The record is from RefSeq and is a predicted model, not a curated record. Bases 1 to 1626 code for a protein of 541 amino acids.